This is a messenger RNA of Arctia plantaginis, 1542 nucleotides long. The record is from the annotation of a GenBank genome assembly. NCBI's taxonomy places the organism in Eukaryota, Metazoa, Arthropoda, Insecta, Lepidoptera, Erebidae.
AUGCAAACGCGCACAAUAAUUAUAAAAAAUGAUGUACGAAAAAUUAAAAAUAAAUUCGAUGCGUUUACACGCAUCCACUACCAACAACGCUUUGCAAAUGAACAUGUGAAUGUGAAUGAAAUAAAGAUGACGUACGAGAAGAACCUCGUACAGCUAGCACUUAAGCUUUUUGCUAUAAAUGCUGUAAAGUUCGGCGACUUUACAACGAAGAUUGGCCUGAAAACACCCGUAUAUUUCGACCUGAGGGUUAUAGUUAGCUACCCUGAUGUUAUGGAGAUGAUAUCAAACCUCCUACUUAAAUUGACCAUGGAAAACUUAAAAUAUGACCAUAUCUGUGGUGUACCAUAUACAGCUUUACCGAUUGCCACAUUACUUAGUGUCCAGACAAAAAAAUCAAUGUUGAUGAGGCGUAAAGAAGUGAAAGCUUAUGGCACUAAAAAAUCUAUAGAAGGCUACUAUAAGGCUGGUCAAGUUUGCCUAAUUGUAGAAGACGUUGUAACCUCAGGGUCCAGUGUCCUGGAGACUGUAAAAGAUUUACGUAAUGAAGGUUUAGUAGUAACCGAUGCAGUAAUUAUAUUAGACAGAGAACAGGGUGGAAGUCGCAACUGUGAAAAAAAUAAUGUUCAAGUUAAAUCUUUAUACACAAUAUCUACUUUUAUUGACAUUUUAGAAAAGAAUGGAAAAAUUAAUCAAGAAAUGGUUGACAAUCUACAAAAAUAUUUCCAAGAAAUUCAAGCUCCAGUGAUUGAGAAACCUUUAAAAAGAGUUGUACUCCCAUACGAACAACGUGCAGAACUUGCCAAGAAUGCUGUAGCUAAACAGUUAUUCAACAUAAUGGCGACUAAGAAAACGAAUCUAUGCCUUUCAGUUGACUUGACGUCUACUACACAAAUUCUAGACCUUCUAGAAAAAGUUGGAGAACACAUAUGUUUAGUUAAAACUCAUGCUGACAUUAUAGAAGACUUUAGUAAUGAUUUCACUACUAGGAUGAAGCAGCUAUCUAACAGAUUUAAUUUUUUGAUAUUGGAAGAUAGAAAAUAUGCCGACAUUGGUCACAUUGUAUCAUUGCAAUAUUUAAAGGGAGUUCAUAGAAUAAGUCAAUGGGCGGAUUGUGUCACAGCACAUUCACUACCUGGAGAGGGUAUAUUGAAAGCCUUGUUUGCCUCUGGUGACAAUCAUGGCGUGUUUUUGUUAGCAGAAAUGAGCAGUGAGGGCAACCUAAUCACACCCGAAUACAAACUUUCAACAGUUACUAUGGCUUCUAAGUACCCUGAACUGAUCACCGGAUAUGUAUGCCAGAACAAGGACACCUUUACAGAUCCUGGACUCAUACAGUUAACACCUGGAGUACAGCUUGAGAGUAGCAGAGAUGAUUUUGGACAGGUGUACAACACACCUGAAAAAGUAAUAAUAGAAAAUGGUGGUGACGUCAUAGUUGUGGGUAGAGGUAUUGUAGCUGCGAAAAGUCCAGAAACACAGGCUGUCCUAUAUAAGGAUACUCUAUGGAAGUGCUAUACUAAAAGAAUAUCUGGUAAUAAUUAA